AUGGCCGAAACUAAGCCCACUCUGGUCUUUGUCGAUGGGACCUUCCAGGAGCUCGCUGCUGAGAUGGCCGACUACCUCAAGGCCGAGGAUGCCAAGCAGCUGUUGAGCCAGGAGAACACCGUUUCUGAGGAGGAGGUUAUCUCUAAGCUGGUCUCUGCCUCCGGGGCCCUUAACACUGUCCCCGAGAAGGAGUAUACCGCCGCUUCCAACCUCAUGACCCAUUUGGUUCUGCAAUCCUCCGAGCCCAAGAAGUACCUGCCCACCCUCUGCACCACCUUCGCCAAGCCCCUCAACAACUCUCCCGUCCACGGUGCCGGCCUGUCACUCAACGCCUUGACCACCGUCUUCAACCUACUCGACCCCACCGAUCCCGUCCGCGCCCGUGUCUUUAUGGAGAUUUUGAAGUUCUUGAGGGCUCAUGCUAUGUUUGAGAGCCUGCGCACAUAUCUCGAGAAGCUACCCGAGUGGCUUGCUGCCUGGGGCACCGACGCCGAUUUCCAGCGAAAGAUUUACGAGGAGGUUGCUGAGGUUGCCCUUGAGGCUGGUGAGGAGCAGCAAGCCUACGAGUAUGUUGUUAAGGCUCUUCGAACAUUCGAGGGCGAUGCUAUCUCCACCGAGGAGGCCCAACGAUUAUCCCUCCGCGCCGUCAAGAAGGCUCUCACCUCCAACAACCACUUCAUGUUCCAGGACCUUCGCGGUAUCCCUAGCGUGCAGGCUCUUAGCGACUCACACCCCGUCUACUCGCAACUCCUCGAUAUCUUUGCGGAGCAGGACCUCGAGGACUACAACGACUUUAACGACGAGCACCAAGGCUGGGUCGAGAAGGAGAACCUGGACCACGAGAAGCUCCACCGAAAGAUGCGCCUCUUGACCUUCUGCAGCUUGGCUGCCUCCACCCCCAGCCGCGAGAUCGAGUACUCCAAGAUCACGAAGGCUCUGCAGAUUCCCGAUAACGAGAUUGAGAUGUGGGCUAUCGACGUGAUCCGUGCUGGCCUCGUCGAGGGCAAGCUCUCCCAGCAACGUCAAAAGUUCCUUGUCCACAAGGUCACAUACCGUGUCUUUGGCCAGAAGCAGUACCAGGAGUUGGCCAACCGAGUUGAUCACUGGAGAACGACUCUGCAGAACGUCCUAGGUGUCCUGCGCCAGGAGCAGGUCAACGCCAAGGCCCAGAAGGAGCGCGAGAUCCAAGAGUUGGAGCGCAAGGUCGCUAACGUCGGUAUGGGCGGCAACCAGGAUCGCCGCCGACAGAACCAGAACCGGGAACCUCGUGAGCCUCGGGAGCCCCGUGAACCUCGGGAGCCUAAGGAGCGAACGGAAGAUGACGAUUAA
Molecule: messenger RNA, 1329 nt
Organism: Fusarium sp. VM40
Lineage: Eukaryota; Fungi; Ascomycota; Sordariomycetes; Hypocreales; Nectriaceae
Source: the annotation of a GenBank genome assembly